Messenger RNA from Cynara cardunculus var. scolymus (artichoke), 2424 nucleotides. Its product is annotated as INO80 complex subunit B. Gene Ontology annotation, cellular component: Ino80 complex. The coding region runs from base 581 to 2260 and encodes 559 amino acids. The transcript is spliced from 8 exons. The record is from RefSeq and is a predicted model, not a curated record. NCBI's taxonomy places the organism in Eukaryota, Viridiplantae, Streptophyta, Magnoliopsida, Asterales, Asteraceae. Gene Ontology annotation, biological process: chromatin remodeling.
AAAGCAAAGAGAUGAGGGAGAGACGGAAGGGAAGAGAGGAAUACGGGUGGGGUUCGGAUCCUGGAUUCGGGUCAAACCCAAGAAACAAAAUCACUCACAGGGUCUCGGUUGUGUGUGAUAAGAAAUCAAAAAAAUGGAGAAGAUUACGAGUGGUCUUCCCCCCCCUCUCUUUACCACUAUACUCACCAUACAUUACCCCCAAAAUACUCAAACCCUAAUAACCCUUUCUCUCUUUCUCUCUCUCUCUCUCUACAUCCACAAACGAUCCGUUUCCCUGUAUCGUUUUCUGCCAUUAUCUCUCCCUCCCUCCCUCUCUCCUCUAUCUUACACUUCCCCUUUAUCGUCUCACAAGGGUUUCGACUUUUUCUUUCUUACGGCGAUCGCUUCUAUCUCAAUUUUGGUCCUUUUCACUAGAUGAGUAUCGUAUUUAUGGUAUUUUACCGCUGAAUGAUUAUUCUACCAGUUAUCUUGUACUACAAGUGACUGUUUCUCGUUUUAACUUGCUGCAUUACUGGGCUUCCAUGUGGUUACUCUCUGUCGCUAUCUGAUUGUUGGCUAAAAGGGGACCACCCCCAACAUAAUGGAUGAGUUUGGUGGUCCUCGAUUUGAAGGGGUCGGGAAUACUAUUAGAAGGAAGAGGACCCAAACAUCUAGACGACCUAAACCUGAGGUGCAGGCAUUACCUGUAAAUCAUGAUCAGGCAUCUCUCUCAUCAACACCGCCUUCAGAUGACACUAGCAAGAUAUCAAGUGAUGAGAAUGCUGUUGAUGCUAAUCCUAGGAGAAAAGUAUUCAACCUUAAUCAAUGUGCUUCAGUGGGUUCAUCAGCUACCAGAACAGAAGGUGAAUACUCGCAUAAGAGAGUUCAAACAGAGGACGGAAGAUAUAACAGUUCCUUGCAUAGCAAUGGAGGUUUGACGGAUGCAAAUGAAGAGGCCCAAAGUGGCCUUAUCCAGAAGCAACAUGCUAACUCAAGAGCAUCAGAUGAUAUAGGUGGAAAUGAAAACAAAGUAAAAAAGGUCAAGCUUAAGGUAGGUGGCAUAACAAGGACAAUUCAACCCAAGUCCAGUUUAGCAACCAUUGGUUCUUCAAAGAAUGCAGGAUGUUCAGAUGUCCCUCGCCCUCGGCCAAAAUUGAUUCUCCAGGACAAUUCCGAUGAAGACGAUUCGUCUCCUCUAGGUAAAAAGAUUGGGUUGCAAGGGAUCCCGUGGAAGGAUUUCUCGAGGGGUGGUUUUAGUCUUGGGAGAGAAAACUCUUUAAUGGGGAAGACUACAGAAAGGAAUUCUGGAGGAAAGCAAGGGGAGAAGUCGGAGCGAGUCCGAAAGAGCAAGAGGGUACCAAAGAAGCGCUUAUUAGAUGGGGAUUUCGAUGAAGAAGAGGAUGAUGAGAUACGAUACCUGGAGAAGCUGAAAACCGUUAAGGUUGCUGCGGCAUGUAGAGAUUUUGAUGACGACUCGAGUAAGAAACACCGGAGUCUUUCUAGGGUUUCUAAAGGCGGCAAGUCUGAAAAUUCAGAAGAUCCGAUCCCUUUAAGAUUGGGUAGGGAUAUUAAGAAGUCUAAAUCAGAUAGUGUAUCUGUUGACACAGAUUUGGAGGAGGAAGAUCUGGUCUCUGAUAACGAAAAUGAAGGAAACAAGGCAAAGAAAUUAAGAAAGGAUUCUCCUGAUUCACCAACUGAAACCAAGAGGGAAACAAGUCUCACUUCACGUCAAAGGGCUCUUCUUUCUGGCAGGGAUUCUGCAUCUGCUGCCAGUCAAAUUGAGUUUCCAAAUGGGUUGCCACCAGCUCCCCCUCGAAAGCAAAAAGAGAAACUUACCGAAGUGGAGCAGCAGCUCAAAAAAGCUGAGGCUGCUGAGCGCCGCAGGAUUCAGAAUGAGAAAGCAGCUCGGGAAUCAGAGGCUGAAGCAAUCAGGAAGAUACUUGGUCAAGAUUCAAGUAGGAAGAAACGUGAAGAUAAAUUGAAGAAGCGCCAGGAAGAGUUGGCACAGGAAAAGGCUGCCAACGCAAAGAUGCUUGGACCCAGCACUAUUCGAACAGUUAUUAGCCCAACUGGAACUGUUGUUGCAUUUGCUGAUGAUAUCGGUCUGCCUCAUAUUUUUGACCCCAAACCUAGCUGUUAUCCCCCACCAAGGGAAAAAUGUGCUGGGCCGUCUUGUAACAAUGCAUACAAGUAUCGAGAUUCCAAAUCCAAGCUUCCUCUUUGCAGCCUCCAAUGCUAUAAGGCUAUUCAUGAAUGGAUGCAGGCUGACAAUGGGUGCUAGUAAUGUUGCGUUUUAUAUGAUGAAGAAGGUACAUUGAAUUGUUAGCAGAUAGGUGAGUGACAGACAGACAGACCACAGUUAGUUUUGUGUUAGCAAACUGAGAUGAUGAAAUUAAUGGAAUUUGGGCGCUUUGAUUUUUAUAUAUCAAGUGAAAGCUUCUUACC